This is a messenger RNA of Clonostachys solani, 705 nucleotides long. NCBI's taxonomy places the organism in Eukaryota, Fungi, Ascomycota, Sordariomycetes, Hypocreales, Bionectriaceae. The record is from the annotation of a GenBank genome assembly.
AUGAAGAUCAUCACCAAAGAAGAGGAGCAAGCGCACUACCAGCAGGUCCUCACGGGAGGCCUCAUCGGCGGCUCCGUCGGCCUGACCAUCGGCGUUGGCGGCGUCGUGUUUGCAACGAGACGGUACCCGGCCUUCCGCAUGCUCACGCUGCCCUUGCGCGCCUUCCUCAUCACUUCGGCCGGCACCUUUGGCGCCAUCGUCAACGCCGAUCGCUACUCGACCUCCUUCCAGAAGGCCCAGAACCCCAUGAGCUUCUACCAGGAUAGCUCCAAGCGCGCGCAGGAGAUUGCCCGCGAGAACGAGACCAACUACCAGCGCUUCAUGGAGUGGGGGCGUGAGAACCGCUACAGCAUCGUCUUCGCCUCGUGGCUCACCAGUAUGGCCGUCGCCUUUGCCGUCGUGGGCCGCGCCCCCAUCAGCACCGCCCAGAAGCUCGUCCAGGCACGCGUGUACGCCCAGGGUCUCACACUGGCCGUUCUUAUCAUUUCGGCCGCCUUCGAGGCAAACGACGCCAAGACGGGCAACAGCCGCUUCCAGACAGUCAAGGUCCUAGACCCUAGUGACCCCGAGCACAAGAGGCUCAUCGAGAAGAAGGUCCACAAGGAGGAGUACGAGGGCCAAGACCUCUGGAAGGAUAUGGUCGAGGCAGAGGAGCACCGAAUCCAGGCCAAGAAGGCGCAAGAUGCUCCGAGGAACAAGUCUUAA